CCCAUUAUCGUGUCUACUUGUGAACAACCAAAAUAGUGAAGGCAAACAAGUCUAAUGGCACUCACUCGGUCGCGGGCGUCGACGGCGCCUCUGGCGCAUCCUGCGCCUCCAGCGGCCCCAAUGAGCUCCGUGUCCAUCCCCAUCCGCUUCCAAUGUCCUCUGUGUCUGGACGUGCUGCGUCGUCCGAUUCAAUUGCCCUGUUGCCAACGCUACCUCUGUAUGGAGUGCUUCGAGCGCGGAUUGGAGCUCACUAGCGUCAACUGUGGCUUCUGUCGCCGCCGCGUCGUCGGCUUCGCUCGUACCAAGCAGUACAAGGUGGACGAGGCCAUGUGGACGGCGAUCAAGACCCAGUGUCCGUUUUUAAGCGACAUUCCGGACGAUAGAGAGCCGCUUGUCGAGUUCUUCGAUGAGAACGCCCCUCCAUUGCAUAAUGGUGGCGAGGACCACCCCACUACGAGCGAUGAGAGCUCCGGAGAGCUCAAAGCUUUUUAUGAACAACAGCUUCGCGAGCAUCAAUCCCAGGUGCAAGAGGCGGAGCAACGCGCACUUGAGCAAACGAUCCAGUUCCUGGAGAACGAUCUGGAGUUUACUGCAUCGCUGGCUGCGUCUCCGGCGUCCUCAACGUCUUCAUCGUCAUCGGGUCCUUCUCUAUCAGGAGCAAACAAGAAGAUGAAAGUAUCAGCUGCGCCUAUGACGACCAGGAGCUCGAGUCACCGACCAAUUACGCGCUCGUUGAGCUCUGUGGACGACAAGCAGCCCAAGCUGGACAGCUUUUUCGGGUCUUCACGGGCUACUUCCAGUCAUUCAGGGCAGAAUUUACGUCGUACGAACGUCGGUCUCUCAUCGCCACGUGCAACCACGCACUUGAAGAUUGAUGAGCCACAUAGGAAGUAUUUCCUGCGCAGCGCAUCGCACAGCCCGACGCCGACCAAGCAGAGACGACGACAAGCUGUUAAAGGACGCAAGCCGCUUCUCCAGCUCACGCUCGACACGACAAUCUCCCCCAUUGCACUACACACCCGCAGCCGAGAUCUCAAGCGUGCAAGCUCGGAGGAUUCAGAGGAACCUACUAAGAUGCUGACACGUCAAGGACGACGACGGAGCUCCUGGAAGUGUAUCCAGUGUACCUACACGAACACGUGCUUUGACAAUCGAUGCAGCAUGUGCCGUAGUCUGCCUCCUCCUGAAGCAUAUACCUCCCUCAGCUCGCACUAACUUAAAACAAAAAAUGGUGUUGUUAUUCGUGUUAGUUGCUCGCUACUGCGUCUUUCGUUUCGGGAUUCUAGUGGUACAGCACUUCAAUACGACAAGAUAGGUAAUACUAACGUUGAAUAUGGCAAUCAAUAGCACCACAAAG
Messenger RNA from Phytophthora nicotianae INRA-310, 1357 nucleotides. RefSeq lists its product as hypothetical. The record is from RefSeq and is a predicted model, not a curated record. The coding region runs from base 55 to 1215 and encodes 386 amino acids. Gene Ontology annotation, cellular component: site of double-strand break; nucleus. Lineage: Eukaryota; Oomycota; Peronosporomycetes; Peronosporales; Peronosporaceae. Gene Ontology annotation, molecular function: nucleosome binding; ubiquitin-protein transferase activity. Gene Ontology annotation, biological process: double-strand break repair. The transcript has 2 exons.